AUGGCAGUUCAUAUUCACAACCCUAACUUUUUGCACACUCAUCAACUCGGAUCAUCUCUUAGAUCGGCCUCUGCGUCACCUGCUACACACCACUUCACCAGAUUUACUCCUGCAAAGCAUCCCGGAUUCAUCUGCAAGUCCAAUAACAAAGAUGACUACCUUAUUGAUGCUCCGGUGUCUGCUGGAGAUGGAUUCUCUUUCAGUGGAGGGAAGUAUUCGGAUCAACCGAGUCCGUCAGAUGAAUGGUUAAAGCAAGGCAAAUGGGUAGAGAAAAAAAAUGAUUCCUCAUUACCAAUUUUAACACAUAGCGCUGAUUGUGACUGUUAUCAGGUUAAAGCUCACAGAGUUGGUGGAUCUGGUGAAGAGGCGAAAGACCCCAUUUUCGGACUAACAAUGGGAUCUAGCUCUCAAGCUUCCAAAGAUGUUUUCAGGUGGUUUUGUGUAGAAUCUGGGCAGGUCGACAGUCCUCCUGUUAUACUCAUCCAUGGAUUCCCAUCCCAGGCUUACUCUUACCGGAAAGCUCUUCCCGUCCUUUCAAAGAACUACCGUGCCAUUGCUUUUGAUUGGUUAGGAUUUGGAUUUUCUGACAAGCCUCAGGCUGGAUAUGGAUUCAACUAUACAUUAGACGAGUAUGUUUCGUCGCUUGAAUCAUUCAUUGAUGAAGUUACUACUACUACUACUACUCAGGUCUCACUGGUUGUGCAGGGAUACUUCUCAACUGCUGCGGUUAAAUACGCAAGAAACCGACCAGAGAAGAUCAAGAAUCUCAUACUCUUGAAUCCUCCUCUCACUCCCGAACAUGCUAAACUUCCCUCAACCUUGUCUGUAUUCAGCAACUUUUUGCUCGGGGAGAUUUUCUCUCAGGAUCCUCUAAGAGCAAGUGACAAGCCUUUGACGAGCUGUGGUCCUUACAAAAUGAAAGAAGAUGAUGCAAUGGUUUACCGAAGACCUUAUCUUACCUCAGGUUCUUCUGGUUUUGCCCUUAACGCCAUCAGCAGGGCCAUGAAAAAGGAGCUUAAGGGCUAUACAGAAGAAAUGAGGACCUCACUGAUGGAUAAAGACUGGAAAAUCCCAACCACCGUGUGCUGGGGACAGCGAGACAAGUGGCUUAGCUAUGAAGGGGUUGAAGAGUUUUGCAAGAGUUCGGGACAUAAUCUCGUUGAACUUCCAAUGGCUGGUCAUCAUGUACAAGAGGAUUGCGGAGAGGAGAUUGGGGGAAUAAUUUCAAGAAUCAUAAGCAAAUCUGCUCUUAUCUAA
Messenger RNA from Eruca vesicaria subsp. sativa (arugula), 1257 nucleotides. Lineage: Eukaryota; Viridiplantae; Streptophyta; Magnoliopsida; Brassicales; Brassicaceae. The record is from the annotation of a GenBank genome assembly.